AUGAAUGCAUUUCGCCAAGCUUUGCUAGACUACAAUCUUGCAGACCUGGGGGCGGCUGGAGGACCCUUCACAUGGAGUGAUGCCCACACAAAGGAGAGGUUGGAUCGGGUUGUUGGUUCCUUAAAGUGGCAAGGGACUUUUGGCUUUUCAAGGGUAGUUAACCUGCCCCCUAGCAGAUCUAACCACGUUCCUAUGCUUCUGGAGGUCCGAACGGAACAGAUUGUGCAUCAUAGAGGCAGGAGGCGGUUUAGAUUCGAAGAAAUGUGGUGUUCCCAUGAAUCUUUUACCCAGGUUGUGGAGGAGGCUUGGGCAGUACCCCAGAAUGGGAGCCCGAUAGUGCAAGUGUGUCGAAAGAUAAAGGAUACGGGAAAGACGUUGUUGGAUUGGGACAUAACUACUUUCAACAGUAGGAGGGAAGAGUUGGAUUCGGUCCGAUGCCGAUUGGAUUUGCUGUUGCAGAAGCCUUUUGACUCGGGUGACCAAGCUGAAAAGCUCCAAUUAUCUCGGCGAUUGAGUGAGUUGACGUCCAUUGAUGAAACUUAUUGGUGUCAACGUUCACAAGCAAUUUGGCUUAAAGAUGGAGAUAGGAAUUCCAAAUUUUUCCACCGAAGAGCCUCGAAUCGUAAGCAGAAGAAUAAGAUUAAAGGUUUGUUUGAUGAUAAUGGGGUAUGGCAGACUUCCUCUAAUGGCAUUGAAGACGUGGUUAUGAAAUACUUCCAGCAGGUUUAUGCUAGUCAGGCACUAGAUGUUAGAGCUUAA
Molecule: messenger RNA, 759 nt
Organism: Rosa rugosa (rugosa rose)
Lineage: Eukaryota; Viridiplantae; Streptophyta; Magnoliopsida; Rosales; Rosaceae
Exons: 1
Coding region: 1-759 (252 amino acids)
Source: RefSeq, a predicted model, not a curated record